Phalaenopsis equestris is the source of this 1435-nucleotide messenger RNA. RefSeq names its product transcription factor MYB52-like. Gene Ontology annotation, molecular function: DNA-binding transcription factor activity, RNA polymerase II-specific; RNA polymerase II cis-regulatory region sequence-specific DNA binding. The coding region runs from base 193 to 906 and encodes 237 amino acids. The transcript has 3 exons. NCBI's taxonomy places the organism in Eukaryota, Viridiplantae, Streptophyta, Magnoliopsida, Asparagales, Orchidaceae. Gene Ontology annotation, biological process: regulation of DNA-templated transcription. The record is from RefSeq and is a predicted model, not a curated record. Gene Ontology annotation, cellular component: nucleus.
UCCAUAAAUAUAACCACCGGAUCAUAUCAAUAUAUCUCUAUCGAUCCCUGUGUUUAAAUUUCAUCACCAUGAACAAAAUCCAACCUUUUCUUACAUCUUAGUUUCUUCGUUUCUCUUCUGAAGAAAGAAGCUUGCAAAAAAGUUUCUUUUUUUUUUCCUUUCAUCUCUUUGCUGAUUUUUUAGGAGUAUCAGAUGUGUUCGAGAGGGCACUGGAGGCCAGCAGAGGAUGAGAAACUCAAAGACUUGGUCUCAAAAUAUGGCCCUCAUAACUGGAACGCAAUCGCUGAGAAGCUCCCAGGAAGAUCAGGAAAGAGUUGUAGGUUGAGAUGGUUCAAUCAGUUGGACCCAAGAAUAAACAGGAGUCCUUUUACAGAAGAAGAGGAACAGAGACUUUUAGCUUCUCAUAGAAUUCAUGGAAAUAGAUGGUCGGUGAUAGCUCGUCUAUUUCCCGGGAGAACAGAUAACGCUGUGAAGAAUCACUGGCAUGUCAUCAUGGCUAGGAAAGUAAGAGAGAGGUCGAGAUUUCAUGGCAAAAGACCCUGCUUUUCUUCUUCUUCUUCCGUGAUCAUGGCCGGCGAGAGCUCUUGUAAUGCUCAAGGAAAGCGAGGGAGUCUGCAAGAUUCUCAAGGGUUCUUCUCCUUUGUAGAAAACUAUUACAAGAAGCAAAAAAACUGUUUUUUGCUUGAGGAUUUUAAGUCCAAUUCGGAUGAGUUGCAAUCUUGGAUUCAUGGAUUCAGUGCUGAUUUCAGCUUAGGUGGAAAGAAGAAUUCAAUCGAGUUUUAUGAUUUUCUGCAAGUGAAUUCUGACUCCAAUGGCACGAAGUGUCAUUCGAGUAUAGAAGAAGAGAAGGAUGAAGCGUCAGGAACAAAGCAAAGCUCCUCCAUUCUUCGAUUUCUUCUCCGUUAAUGGGAGUAUUUAAUUAUUAACUUUGGGUUAAUGAUAAAUACUUAACUAAUUAAUCAUCAUGCAUGCGUGUUUAAGGGAAAAAUAAUCGCUUAAAAUCAUAUUUAUAUAGCGAGAAAACUACUCGCUAAAAACACUGAAAAAUGUACAGAAAAUUUUGCAUGGAAGACUGUCCCAUGCACUAUUUAUUAUACAUUGGGAGUGUGAUGAGCUGUUUUAGUUCUAUUUAAUUAACAAUUUAAGCAAAUAUUUUUCCUAUAUUUAUACUAUGUGUAUAAUGUGGAGCUGAAGUUGGCUGACUGAUUCCUUAAAUGUAAUUUAAGGGAUGAUCAUGCAUGCAUGCAUUUGAUUGAUUACGCUUAUUUAUGUAUGCCCAAGUUAAUGUUAAUUAAUUCUCAUUCACACAUGAGAGUUGAUGGUACCUAAAUAAGCCAUUUCAACCUUGUACAUUUUAUAUAUGCAUAUCAACCACUUGGUGGUAAAGUUUCAAUGUGAUAUAUUUUCUUUUUUUACUUUAUAAAUUUCAAUGUGA